Paramecium sonneborni is the source of this 777-nucleotide messenger RNA. The record is from the annotation of a GenBank genome assembly. NCBI's taxonomy places the organism in Eukaryota, Ciliophora, Oligohymenophorea, Peniculida, Parameciidae.
CUACAAUAAAAAAUGAAUUUCCCUUUGCCUGAAAAUAGAAUUGCCAAUUAUGCUAAAGUUUCAACAUUCUUACCACAUCUUAUUUGUCAAUGUUGUAAAUCACUAUCUUUACAAUAAUUGAUAUGUCUUAAAUGUCAUGAAAACUUUUGUUUUAAAUGCAUACCAUAUUCAGAUGAUUAGAUUCCUGAACCUAUAGAAAUAACUAUCCAAACUAUCUUAAUUAAUAAGAAUACUAAAUAUCUCUAAGAUAUUAAUUAUAGAGGUUUUUGUCCUAAUUGUGAACUUGUGACUAUUCUAACAUCUUAACUACCAAAAAUGUUUCAUAAAUUAUACACAAGUGUUAAAUUCUCUUGUUAAAACAGAAUUAAUGGAUGUCCUGAAGAACUUUGUUAUCCUGAUUUAAGAAUUCAUGAAUCUAAAUGUGGAUUUAAUACUCUAACAUGUCCUAAAUAAGAAUGUGGUUAACAGACAUAUAAAAAAGAUUUCAUCAAUCAUAUUUCUAUAUGUAAUCCAACAUCUGAAUGUAUAUGUGGUUCUAACAAUUAACAUGAUCAAUAAAAAUGUCUUAGAUUAUAAUGUGAAACACUCAAAAGUUAACUCAAUACUUAAACCAAAGAAUUAUAACUACUCAAAGAUGUUUAAACUACACUAUCAUAUUCAAGUCCAUAAAAAUAAAUCAAUAGAGUCAUUGUUAAUCAAUCACCUUAUGUUGCUACAUCCCCCUUCUCAUUAUAAGGUUUACUACAACAAUCCGCUCAAAUUUUAAAUGAUGGAUGA